This is a messenger RNA of Lucilia cuprina (Australian sheep blowfly), 3612 nucleotides long. RefSeq lists its product as uncharacterized. Gene Ontology annotation, biological process: regulation of DNA-templated transcription. The transcript is spliced from 6 exons. Lineage: Eukaryota; Metazoa; Arthropoda; Insecta; Diptera; Calliphoridae. The record is from RefSeq and is a predicted model, not a curated record. Gene Ontology annotation, molecular function: RNA polymerase II cis-regulatory region sequence-specific DNA binding; DNA-binding transcription factor activity, RNA polymerase II-specific. The coding region runs from base 193 to 3267 and encodes 1024 amino acids.
CGCAACGAUCAUUCUCCAUCGUGUUAUUAUCGUUUAAAGUGCUUGUGAAUAUUUAACAGUAAAUUUUUUUUUGCUACUCAAAAAAGAAAAGAAUAAAAUCAAGAAUUUAGCAACAAUUGUUUUUUGUUAUAUUUAUAAACAAAUAAUUUUAUUUACAAACAAGUCGAUGGUGUUAUAAAAUAAUUGGCAAAAAUGUUGGCUUCGUUAAAAAUUAAGGAAGAGCCUCUUGAUGAAAUCGAAGAUUUGCAGGAAAUCUUUAAGCAAGAAGAAGACGUUUUAAUGAAGCAACAAAUUAAUGAAGAAGCUGACCUGCUGCCUGCCAACUUGCCGGCAAAUAACUUUCACAUUGUUGAGGAACGGGAUAGCUUUAUUACCGUUAGUGCUGCCGACAUGAAGUCCGAGGAUGAAUUACAAUUCAUUGAUUCCAUAAAUAAUGCGGAUCCUCAAAAAUUUAAGGGUGUUUGUUCCAAAUGCUUAAAAUGCUUUACAAAUCGUUCUCAGUUUCUUAAGCAUACUAAACGCAAUCAUUGCAUUACCAAACAAAAGUGUCCGGUAUGUCCGGUAACCUUUAUAGAUGCUCCCUCUUUACUGAAUCACUUAAAUUUGCAUAGGGACAAUACAUUUUUUUGUUCUCUUCAUUGUGGAGCCAAUUUUGCCACACUACCUCUGUGUGAAGAUCAUGAGCUUAAGGAACAUAAAGUGCAAGCUACUCCCAAAAUUCGCUACAAACAUUUUUGUUCUUUUUGCCGUGAGGGCUUUAAGACCGAACUACAAUUACAUGUUCAUUGGCUGCAACAGAGUCAAGGCUGUGGCAAACUAAUGCAAGAUGUUGUUUUACAUUCCACUAAUGUUGCCAAUAACUAUAAUACCACCAACUGUAAGAAAUCAAAAAAUCUAACAUUAGACACACAAUUAUCCACAACCAACAACAAUACAAAUCCUGUAACCAUUAUACCCAUUACCAAACUAAGAUUAAAGUCACUAACACCAGCCGCUAAGCCAACAAAUACAGCUGCAACAAUUAAAAGACCUUUUGCUGACAAACAACCACAAUUAGAAGAUAAUGAGAUUGGUUUGAAAAAAUUAAAACUCAUAGAUGAAAUUAAAACAGAAGUGGAAUGUCAGGAAAUGCCUUUUAACUUCCAACCCGAUAUACCAAUAAAAGAAGAACCUUUAGAUGAAUAUGAAACCGAUAUAACGGCAAAUCUAAUACCAGAAGUAAUCAUCAAAACUGAGGAGGAAGAAGAAAAUCCUAAACAAAACCCACAAGCUUCCAAUGAUAAACCUAAAAUGCAGUCUUUAAUCAUAAACAAUAUCAUAGGACCCGAGUCCAGUGGUAAAUUUAUACCUUUGGAAAAUUUUGUCUCUUCGGAAAAUACCAAAAUAGAGGGUAAACCAGAAAUGAAAACCUUCACCAUAAACAAUUUACCAAAAGCCAAUGUUAAUGGUAAAAUGAUAAAUAUGAAUAACAACAAUUUGCCAGUUUUGAAAUUGAUCAAUAACAAUAAUAACAAUAUCAAUUUAAAUAAUAUUAACAAAACUCCAAUAAAAACUGAAGGCAACUUAAGGUUUGUGAAAAUAUUGCCAAAAACUUUAGCUACAGCAGGAGCAGUAAGUAAAACUCUAACCAACUUAAACUUAUCAAACUUAAAAAGUUAUUCAACCGGCAAAUUAAUGACUCUAAAAUUAGCCAAUGGUCAAAAUUUACUCCAUAAGGGUGAUAUUAAACCCUUACCCACAACAGGUUUACAAAUUAUAAAAUUUUUACCCAAUACCCAAUUCUUAAGCCUUAAAAAUAACAACAACAAUAAUAAACCUUUAUUAAAUACCAGCAACAAACCUCCUAUAGUAUUAAAACUAAAAACACCUCCCACACUAGUUGUAAACAAAAACACGGAUACAAAAGCAUGCAGUAUUCCCACUAACUCGCACAAUAACAGCAAACCCAACACUACCACUUCGCCGACUGUCUCCAUUAAACUCAACUCCCUCGAACAAAAUACCACCAUAGAUGCCGAAGACUUUAAGAAACUUCAAGCUGAGGCUCUCAUUAAGGCCGAGGAACAUCGUAAAAACUUGUAUAUACCCAAAAAUCGCCUUAUGAUUAUUGAAAAUAUACCCGAGAAAAAACAACUAAUUGAUAGCAUGAAACAGCAAAUCGCCGAGGUUCAAACUAAAACUACCGAACAGAUUCAGGGUAAACCGGCUGGAAAUUUUAUUUUAAAAUCUAAAGAUAGUGAUGAACCACGUUCUUUAUAUUUACCCAUACUUACCACACUGGAUGUGUCACUGGUAGAGGCACGCUAUCAGAAUCCGAAUUAUUGUUAUAAAUGGAUUUGCCCCUAUUGUUUAAAGGAUUAUGAAAUUAAGACUGCUCUCAAAGUGCACUUGAACCGGGCUCACAACCUGAAUAAUCGAGAUAUGGAAAAGAUCAAUGUGCAGGCCAAACCGUUUGUGUGUGAAGAACAACAACCCAUCGAAGAAGAUAUUAAACCACAAAUUAAGGAAGAAAUAAAAACAAAAAUUAAAAUUGAACCCAUACUAACUCAAGAUACCGAUUCACAAUCAUUCUCCAACUCUGAGUCAGAAUCCUUGAUAAUUGAUACAUCUUCCUCUCUGUCGAUAAAACCUCAAUCUCUAGCAACAAACAUAAAACUACCAAGACCUCGUUAUGUAUGUGAUAAAUGUGGUCGUACAUGUUCUUCAAAAACCAUGUUAAACGAUCAUAUUUUAGCCAAUUGUAGUCGUGAGCCACAGUACUCGUGUAAGGAAUGUAAUAAGAAAUUCUAUUCGCAUGGCACUCUACAAUGUCACAUGACAAUACACACCGGCGAGUUGCCGCACAAAUGUAAUUAUUGUGAGAAACGUUUUCGUACUCGAGGACAAGUAAAAGUUCAUCAUCGAACUCAUACCGGAGAGAGGCCAUUCUUUUGUCAGGUUUGCUCCCAACGUUUCACUCACCGUGAAACCUUGAUAGCUCAUUUAUCACGUCACAUUGGUAUGAAACGUUAUAAAUGCUAUGGCUGUGAUAAACAUUUCUCCUGUAUUAGUGCUUUAAAGACCCACCGAGAGAUACGCGCUGAUACCUGUGGCAAAGUUAAAUUUAAUCCACGUGCCAUUGGUCCUCGUGUUCGUGUUAUUCGAGGCAAUGUUAUAUUUGAACCACAGCCUGAAAUAAAUCCUUACCUAAAGUCUGAAGAUCCCAAAAGCGUGCUGUCUGAAUUACAAAAUCAGUCUGCAACUGCCGCACAAGAAACGUCUUCUUAAAUUAUUUUCUCUUUUUUUCGUUUAAUUAGUUUUUAAUGGAAUGUUUCAAAAUCCUUUUUAUUAGGUUUAAGUUUUUAAAUUGUGUACUCUUUUUUGCUAUGAAAUGCAGUUUAUUGGUAAGUUUAGUUUAACUCUAUUUUAUUAACGCCUACCCCACCCCCAUUUUUUUUCUGGAGUUGUUUGCUUUACGGAAUGAAUGAAAUUCAAUUUUCAUUGUUUAAUGAAAUUAAAUUUCAUAUAUUUUUAAAUUUAGAUAUUUAUCUUAAAUAUAACAUAAACAUGUAUGCCUGAGUUUGGUUUGUUAAAAAUUUGUAUAAAUAAAGAUAUAAAAUACUUUUAAAGAAA